ACAACGGUGAAUCUAAGGGGUUUAGUUCGGUUUUCCUGAUUCGAGACAGUCACAUUGUGAGGGGUAGCGUAAACAUGAGGUUGCUUGCUGUGAUAUUUGCUGUGAUUGGCCUCGCCGUAGCGGAGCUGAAUCCGGAUGCUCGAUUGAUUGGCGGUACCAAUGCUGCAUGGGGUCAAUUUCCAUCGGCCGUUUCAAUCAAUACACCAUUUCAACUGCACUGCGGAGGCGUGAUCGUCAAUCAACAACAUGUGCUAACUUCGGCUCAAUGCGUCCUGAACGCUCAGAAUCGUUUGAUCGAUCCCUACUGGUUGACUGUGGUGGCUGGAGAUGUUGCUUUGGCUCCUAAAGGUCCUCGCCGUCAGACUAGGAAGGUUAGCAGAGUGUACGUUCAUCCGGAGUUUAAUGUAUUUACCAGGGAGAAUGACGUUGCUGUGCUGCGAUUGGAUCGCCCAUACGAACUGCCCUCGAAUACGAUUGACGAAGCUCGACGCCGGAUGCGUGUUACUCCGAAUGCUGAAGCUUGCCAGUUUGCCGGAUGGGGAGCAUCUACGAAUGCGGCCACUGCUCCGCUGAAUGUGCUACAGCGGUUCCUUCCAAUGAACAUCAACGACCGAGAGCUGUGCAACCAGGGAACGAUGCACGCCGGCCGCGUGCUAGAGAGUAUGAUCUGUGCGGGCAACACGGCUGCUUCGAACAAUGCUGCUCCGUGCACUGGUAACUUGGGUACCGGGUUGUACUGUAACCGGCAGCUGGUGGGAAUCCUAUCGUUUGGUGUCAAUUGCGGUACCGCGAACAAUCCUCCGGUGUUUACUCAGGUGCGUUACUACAGCCAAUGGAUCGAUCAGCAGUUCAACCGCACCGAUGGACUGCCACCAAAUUGGACUCCUGGGCACUUGUAGGAUGUUGAUAUUAGUUUGUUAUGAUGA
Molecule: messenger RNA, 926 nt
Organism: Ochlerotatus camptorhynchus
Lineage: Eukaryota; Metazoa; Arthropoda; Insecta; Diptera; Culicidae
Product: transmembrane protease serine 11D-like
Exons: 2
Coding region: 75-899 (274 amino acids)
Biological process (GO): proteolysis
Molecular function (GO): serine-type endopeptidase activity
Source: RefSeq, a predicted model, not a curated record